GGAUCCUGUGAUUAAUAAAAUUUAAUCCCAAAGCACACCACUGCAAGAUUUCGAGAUAGCAAGCGAAGCUCGUUUUGCGUAGAUUGGAUCAAAAAUUAAUAUUAAAAAGCUGAAAGUAGUCCGGUAAACAAUGACAUCGGGACGUCACUCCUUAGUCUCUCCCGUGAGCACUUAUGUGAUGUAAAGCACCCGAAACUUUGGGAAUUAACAUUAAGUUAAAUUAAGCGCGAUAAAAUCCGUUAAAUUAGUUUUAUUCAAUAUAAUUUAAUGGAUUAAAAAAACUUCAUUGUACAUAAAAAGUGUUUAUUUACCACAAUUUCACAGCCUGGAUAUAUACGUUGUAUUAUUGACGUAAACCAGUUUUUAACAUACUAGUCAACAACAAUUAUAACGUAUUACAAAAAAAAAUAGAAUAUAAUAUAUAAUAAUUGUCAUAAACUUAUGGUCAGGAAAAGGCGAUUAACCUCAUUUUAUACUGCAUAACCACCUAAGCUUGAUCUCUGGCACCAUCAAUCUGGUAUUACUUAUUAUGUUCUAAGGUUUAAAAAAAACAGAAUCAUAAGGAACCGGGACCGCAGGAUUGCAGUUAACACAUAUUAAAAAUCUUUUAGAGCAGUAACGAACUAAUUUUUAUACAAACGAUUUCCUUAAUAACAUUUUGUAAUUUUAAUGGGUACCGCAGAGUUACAUUUUAGGUCCAGUUUUAUAACUAUAAGUAACAAUAAAAUCUAUCACAGUUCAAGAAGAUACAUAUUUUAUUUAAUUGUGCACCUUAAAGUCAUGGUUAAGGUGUGAAAGCUUAUUCAAAAAUUGUGUUGAAACGUUCAUGACCCACACUACCGGAUGGUAGAAUCAAAAGUGUUGUAUUGUCCCAAGGUGAAUACCACAUACAAGCGAAGGGCAAGCGUAGUAUUUAGACGUGCAUCGUCUAGAAACUGCUGCAAGGCGUAAAUACAUAAGGGAUGCGAUCAGACGGCAUUGGGUGCAGCAGCGGCCAGUGUGGCAAUGCAGCUGUACAGCACUAGUGAAUGCUGAAAUGAAAAAAAAAAUACUUUUUAUUUUUUAAUGAACGAAAUCAUCUGCACUUUAUCAUAAUCGAAAAUAUUGUAGAUGUAGGUGUAAUGGCGUGUAAUGGCAGUGUAAAAAUAUCCACUACCCCAUAGUGACAGAGGGAACCUAAAUCAAGAUAUGGACAACUUACUAAUAACAACUAAAACAUAACUAUGACAACUAUGAAAAAUAUCUCCCUUAAUAGGCCAUCUAUGUGGAAGACCUAUGUUCAGUAGUGGACUUUUGAUAGUCUGGUAAGGGUAACGGUAAUUUGAAAAAUAUUUUUCACAAAAUUUUCCAUUUAUAAACUAUCCAUUUUUUGAAGUAUGUAUUUUUAUUAAGCGGAUAAAUGGCACAACAGAUUUGUAUGAGUUUUGGAUUUUGGUUCAUAGACGGACCGUACGUACGUAUUUUUAAAUUAAAUUAAUUGCUACGACCGUUUCCCGGAUUUACGUAUGAGGUUAAUGAACACCAAGUCAGCUGCUAUUUGAAAAAGCGUGUUUAAUAAUGAAUAGAAACUAUGAGGUCAUUGUUAUUUUUUGCUGUUUUUUUUUUUUAGAAAAAGUAAAAAAUACAUUUUACAUAAUAUAUAAUAACUGAAUAGGUGAAUGUUGGUGUCAUAAUUAAUUUUAUUAUACCAGCCGAUCACUAAAUAGUUUUGAUUUCAGGGUUUAAUUUCCAUACGUCCUUAUUCUCAAAUUCGUUGUCGAUUUUUACUAAGUACAUAUAUAUUAUUAUUUCACAUUUUAAAAGCACUUAGUAAUAACAAACCUCACUAGUGAAGGUACGUAUAACGUAAAUUAAUCUUUAAAAAAUAAUGCAACUGGGUUUCUUGCUGGUCCAUCGCAGGACAGAAAGUUUUUUUUCGAACCAGUGGUACAACUUAAAUGACUUUCAAUAAGUAUUCUUGUAACCUAUACACAAUAUUAAAAAACUAUAUUAAAAAAAAAAACUAAAACUAGUAACUUAAUUAUCAUAUAGUCCUACUCCCCGCGGUAUCAUGCCAAGAACGCUGAGUGCGUUUCCCCGCUAAAUGGCUAUACUUAGCCUUUGAGCGAAAAAAGAACCAGCCCUCUUAUCAUUAGCAGCAACAACCAGCCGUGGACCCCACGGACCGAUAGUCUCUAAAGUAAAUGGCUCAAGUAUGUAGUUAUCGCUCAGAGACUCAUAUUUGCGCCACUAACUCAGUUCAGCUGCCUCUGAUGCCACCCCGGCUCUAAACGAGGUGAAUCUAUAUUAAAUAAAAAAUAUUCUAUUAUUCUAUUUACGCUUAUUUUAUAAAUAGAAAAAUACUAAACAUCUCGUACAAAAAUCAUCAUCGGCAGUGCGGCUUUGUGUCAGUGCGGCAGCGGCUCGCGGCGCGUCUCGGGCAGCAGCAGCAGAGCCAGCGCUGCGGACAGCGCGCAGCCGCCGUACAACAGCGCCUGUACGCUCCGGCUCUGUGCACACCACAUACAAAACUCUCAACACACACGCGCACAACUUUAAACACCUAUAGCAGUUAUGUACGAUAAAUUAUCGAUCCAUUUUAUAGUCACUACAAGAUCAAUCGCACAAAGCUAUAUUGUGGUUGUAUCACGAACUGGUCACCUCAACCAGGGAAGGGCCUCGAUCUUACAGAAUACCGGCCUAAAACAGCAGCUUUAUGCAGCUGUGUUUCGUAUAGUGACUGUAGAGAACCGAUAACGCUUUUUACAUUCCAUAGGUAAAACAAACUUUUGAUAUACUUGUCAGUUGUCGUUUUCUCACAUAUAUCCUGAAGUAGAAUUAGAGGCUGCAGAAGAAAUGAAAGAUACAAAGACUUCUAUGUAUACUAUUAUUAUAUUAUAAUCACAAUUCAGAACUAAAACUGUGUAUGCGGGCAGGUUACUGGACUUUAUAAAAUAUCACGCAGUUGUGUUUUCAUUUACGACAGUUUUCAGACAAAUACGAAAUAAAGUUACAUACUUAUCUGAAAUAAACUUCAAAUCAUAUUGACCAAUUAUGUAUAAGUACCCAAAGACGUAUUAAAAAGAUAGACAGGUUACACACUAACAUUAUUGUAUUUUAAAGUGGCGCAAGUAGUACUAUAUCUACGUACAGUUAUUUAUUAUGACACCGUGCGCUAACAAAAAGAGACAAAUGAUACGGCACACCUAUCGUUAGAAAAAGAUGAAUAUACAUCAUUAGUUGCGUAUUGAUUGCUGCUGAGCGCUCAUUGGUGCAAGCGCGUUACAUACCGAUAUGGAAAUGAACACACUAGCUAGCGUCAAAGUUUACAUUAGCGGUUAGUGUUGAAAUAAUAAAACCAAUUAUGAACAAAAUAUAAAUAUAGAUGAUAUUCAAAAUAUUAAUGAGACGUUUUUCUUGUCUCUAACAGUUGUCUCUAGCCGUUUAAUUUGUGCACCACCUAAAAACACAGGAAGGCAUUUUUACCACGAAUAACUAGAAGAUUUACGCGCUGUAGCGAAGGUAUAGCCGCGACACGAUUGCGUGCCCGACUGAAUGCGAGUCGGGCAAUUACCUGACUUUCGUAUUGCCAUUUUAGAGCGAGUAUGACGUAUCCAUACUUUAAAAACAUCUUAGUUAGUACCAUAGUUCCGUCGUGCAUGUCGAGUAGUACACAAAGAUGUCUGUGAGCGAUGUGCAAUUUUUGAUCACUUUAUUACUUUUGCUGUUGCGCGUAAUCAUAGCACAACUUGGCAUUUUGUGUUAUUUAUUCAAUGUCCUUGCCUCCCCGAGGAAAGUAUGCGUAGGCAUUUCCCAUAUACGUAAGUACGUACAUAGUAAGUAUUGUAGUAAACAGAGAAGCAUGUGGGAAGAUGCUAUAAGUUACCAGCAGCGGUGUCUGUGGCGCCAGCACGGAGCCGAUGCGGCCCAGCAGCGAGACGGCGGACAGCGCGCGCGCCCGCACGCCCGUGGGGAACAGCUCCGCGCUGAACACGUACAGCGAGUUGAACGCACUCGUCGCUCCCAGCUUGCCCGCGAAGUACAGCCCCAGACCCGUGCCCACGUGCGCUGUGAAGUCAAUAAAUUUGAAUUCAAUAAAUUAAGUACGUACCAGAUAUUAAACUAUUGCCCCCUAAAUAUAUUGAGAACUAUACAGAUAAUAUAAUAAAGUAUACAGAUAACCUGUAUUUCUAGAAUACUCACAUAUAAAAAAUGGCGCAAUGCAGGCAACACCGCAUACAAGGAACGAAGCGAGUAUGCUCUUCUUUCUUCCGAAUCGCUCGAGCGCCAUCAUGAUGAGCAGUGACGCGACGAUCUCCAUAGCCAUGUUGAGCGCGAAGUUGAUGUACUUGUCCCCGGAGAGAGCGACCGAGUUGAUAGUGAGCCCGUAGUAUAUAAAAGCAGCCGCUGCCCAGCACCAGCCGCACGCCGCCAGCUUCACCACCAGCGCCCGGGUCUUCACCAGUGCCAGCCAUGACACCUGAUUUUUCUCUUCUUGUUUAUUGUCCCUUGCCCCAAUUGCUUUUAGUGUUUCCUCAUUUAGGGUCACCUGAAAAAACAUUUUUAAUUAUUAUUUGUUUGUGUUGGUGUCAAGUACUCUAAUCGAUAUCGAUUCCUAUCAAUAGUCCAUUGCUGAACAACGUCCACCCCAUAGAUUGCCUCAUAGGCAGGAUAUCUGCCAUAGUUGCCACGAUUGGCAAGCGGUUUAUCAACCACAGUUUUUAAUAUUAUUUUGCUGUUAUAAAAAAGACGCUGCUGCCCAUCUUCUGGUAAAGUUUCCCUCUGGUGACUCUUACAACACCGACAUAAGGUAGUGGAUACUCUGACGCCGCCACUACAGGGCCUUUUCAUCAUAAAUGCUAAUAGAUUAUUAAAAUCAUUAUGUACAGUCUAUCAAAAAGUCCACAACUGAUAUACUGACUGAGGUGUAAAUUUUUGGCCCUUCACAAGUCCACUGCUGAACAUAGGCCUCCCCCAAGGAAUGCCACAAAGCACAGUCCUGAGCCCACCACAUCCAAACAAAUUUACUAUCAAAAUAUUUCACCUAGUUCUAAAGUUGUGCCGCCCUGGUGGCAGGAAAAGUCAUAGAUGCUCUCAUUGGCUGAACAUGAUUUCUGCGUCUCUUAUUAUUCGUUAGACACGUUCUGUCUAUCUUAGUUUGUUGGUCAGAGAUGAUAAGUGAAAAUGUACCAUAUUCCACCUUGCGACUUUACGCAGUACCACGACGGCUUCAUCUUGCCUGGUGGUCGCGAAGGGCCAGAGCGGCAGCAGAUCGUGAUCUGUCUAUCUAACAUUGUUUACAGAGAUGAUAUGUGAAACUGUACCCUAUUCCACUUCGCGGCUUUACGUAGCACCGCGAUGGCUUCAUCUUGCCUGGCGGUCGCGUGGAGCCAGCGUACGCUGUCGUCCAGCAGCAAGCAGUAGAGCGGCAGCAGCAGCGCGGGUGUGUGCAGCGCUAGCAGCAGCUGACGCCAGCGAUGGAGCCGAUGCGCAGCCAGAGCUAGCAGUGCUCCGCCCACCCCAUAAGCCACGCCAGUCGCGCACGCGAACGACGCGCGCAGCGAUGGACGCGCUAGCUCCACCACUGUAACAUAAAAGGGGUCCGCUUCUCUACACUCACCAUACGAAACGCAGCAGCAUUAAGGGGCUACUCCAUGCGAACGAACUUGAGCAUUUGGUGUGCCGCGCCGACUCGCUACAAUAUAUCGUUUAAGAAAUAUGUAAGACGCCACCUACUGUACGAACGUAGUAUAUGUAUUUUUUCAACAUCUAUAAACUAUUUUAUGGAAAUACACAAAGCGU
Parnassius mnemosyne (clouded apollo) is the source of this 5781-nucleotide messenger RNA. The record is from the annotation of a GenBank genome assembly. NCBI's taxonomy places the organism in Eukaryota, Metazoa, Arthropoda, Insecta, Lepidoptera, Papilionidae.